AUGUUGACAAAGCAUUUGCCUUCAAAUAAAAUUCUUGACAUUCGUCUUGAGGAGGAGAAGUUUUACUUUCCUGGUGAAACAAUAAAAGAAAAAGAAACAACAACCUUGUUUCGCAAUUCUGUCGAGUUACCAAUAUACCCUGAGGCCAAUAACAGCUCUACCACCGCGCAUUCUGAUAAGAAAUCAGUGACAACCUUAGAAGCAAAAGAGCACAGCUUUCCUUUUCAAUUCACUGUUCCAAAAAAUCUCAAUUUACCAAGCUCUAUGGAGUUUGGUAAAAAGACUCAUAUACGCUAUAUGAUAAAUGCCUUGUUGGAUCGACCUAUGAUACCAGAAUCUCUAUGUCCUAGGAUGGAAUACUAUGUUCACUUGCUGGAAUUUAUUGAUAUUGAACAAGCACAAUUCAAAAUAUCACAGGAAAGAUGUCAGGAUAUGAUGUUACCCAAGGCAAAGUAUAAUGAGAAAUGUAUGGUGAGAGCAUCUAUACCACGAUUAGGUUUUACAAGAGGUGACAUAAUACCUGUUAAGGUCUUGGUCGAUCACUUUACAUCAUGUCAUCGCAAGAACAGCAUUUUAGUGGAUCUUGUCCGAACAGUCGAAAUUAGGACCAGUAAACAUACAGUCUUUAAAGAAAGCAUUCUGAGAACGACUUGCUAUGAUUUAAACAUAAAAGAAAAUGAAGGAAAGCAGCAGCUUAUUUUAUGUCAGUUAUUGAUACCAACCUCUACACCACCGUCUAUCCGAUAUAAGGAUAAAGUGGUGCGAUUUCUUUACAAAGUGAGAGUAACAGUUUCAUUUACAAGUAAUAAGAAUACAAGCUGUGUCCUGGAUCUACCCUUCGUCAUUGGAACAUGGCCAAGAGCAGCGAUACCAAUCGAUGAUGAUGAUGACGAAGCCGACGAGGAAGAAGGAAACGAGGAUGAUACACAGCAUUCUCUCAAAAAGCAGCAGCACCGUAACUCAGUCAUGUCUUCGUAUACAGCAGACGACGCUUAUAAUUUUGUAAAUAGAUCAGACUCUGUCAAUUCGAAAAAGUCUCACAAUUCUCUUUCUUCCUCAGCGCUACCAACGCCACCACCCAUUCGUAUGGAAAAUGAUGUGCCAACUCAUAUUUUAGAACCUAUUUCGAACCAUCAACAAGAACCAUCACAAUUACAGCAACCAUCUAUUGUUGAAGAAGAGUGCCAUGAUAGUGAUGUAUUAUCUGAAUCAUCCUCUUCACUUGAAGAUUCGGAUGAAGAUGAUGAAGAUGAUUUAUUAGCGAUUAUCGAAAGAAAAAAAAAGAAGGAAAGAAAAGAAUUGAGAAACAAACGAAAAGAGCAGCGUUUAUUACAACAGCAAAAGUCAUAG
Mycotypha africana is the source of this 1350-nucleotide messenger RNA. RefSeq lists its product as uncharacterized. The transcript has 6 exons. Gene Ontology annotation, biological process: protein transport. Lineage: Eukaryota; Fungi; Mucoromycota; Mucoromycetes; Mucorales; Mycotyphaceae. Gene Ontology annotation, cellular component: cytoplasm. Bases 1 to 1350 code for a protein of 449 amino acids. The record is from RefSeq and is a predicted model, not a curated record.